This is a messenger RNA of Caenorhabditis angaria, 1189 nucleotides long. NCBI's taxonomy places the organism in Eukaryota, Metazoa, Nematoda, Chromadorea, Rhabditida, Rhabditidae. The record is from the annotation of a GenBank genome assembly.
AUGAUGGCCUCAGUUGAAGAUGAGAUUAAUAACGUUUCGGAAUGUUCAGUUUAUUCAAUUCAACCGUCGGAAACAAAUGUGACAAUGCACGAUGGAUUGGAUGAUGAUGAUAUUCCACCAAAUACAGGUUUGUUUGUUAAGACAAGGGGGAUGGGUAGUUCAGGAAGGAUCGAAGAGCUUUAUCUCCCAUUUUUCCAGAUCCAAGUGAUAUGAUUGCAAGAAAUGCCAGUGAAAUGAUCAUAACAUUUGCCGACGCAACUCAAAGUGAAAAAACCGCCCAUGACAUGUCAGUUUAUUCUGUUCCAAAAUCCGAAACUAAUGUGACACUCUCGAAUCCAUCUGAUUAUUCGAAUUAUACCAAUAUGAAGUCAGAAACCAAUGUAACACUUCGAGAUGCGUUUAGUCCAUGUCAUGAUUGUAAGUCAGACAUCUACAGUAACCGAAAAAAUCCGAAUUUUUCAAAUAAUAAAAUUUCAGUGCGCGAAUUGAAUAUGUCAAUCUACACAACUCCUGCAUCCGAAACACAUGUAACAAUUCCACAAAAAACCGAAUAUUCGGAAUACACUGUUCCAAAAUCAGAAACCAAUGUGACAAUGAAUAAAACAUCGGCUGUUUCGCAAUAUACAAUUCCGGUUUCGGAAGUUGGUGUAACUAUGGCCGAUGGAUUUGUACCGUGUGAUGUUUUACGGAAAAUGCAAGAUGGAAACUAUCCGGAUGAAGUUUCGGCUGUUAAUGGAUGUUGUGAGUUCAAACCUAGAAAGUUCUAAUUUGAAAUAUUCUCUAAUAUAAUUUGCAGUUGACGAGCAAGAAUUGAUUUUUGAAAAAAUCCAACAAAACCUUGAUAUUUCCGACGAGCGUAUUUUUGGAAUUGAAAAAAGUGAUGGAAGUAUUGCAAAAUGUGUUGAUUCAAUUGAAUGUCUUGUUAAAUUGAAUGAUUAUCAACCAAUUCCACUUGAUUUUGGUUAGUUUUAGUAACUCCCUGGUAAAAGUUUUAAUUUUUUAAUAAAAAUUUUUUAAUUUCAGAAUUCUCGUCGAGUGUCAAUUUCAACUGCAAUCUCAUGCAAGGUUUGUCAUUUUUUCUUGUGAGAAAAAUACAGAAAAAAAAUCAAUAUCAUUUUCAGGUCCGGAAUCGGUUGAAAGCUAUCUUCUGAAAACUGGCUCUUCAUCUUAUGCGCAUCAUGAAAUUUGA